AUGACGUAUGGACGAACUAGACCACGUAAUAGUGCCAGUGAUAUUUUAAGAGGUCACUACCAACGCAGUUGCCUAAAUAAAUAUUCUGACAUAAAAGGAGAAAUUGAACUUAAAAUUGCUGAAUUGACUAAAAAUUAUAAUCAUCUUUUCUGUAAAAAGUGCGUUGCAAUAAAACAAGACAUUUUUAAGAAAAACUUAGAUUUAGAUUAUUGUUAUAGCAAUAACUUAUUACGACAUAAUUUACUUAAAGAUAGUGCUUUAAGUGAGUUUAUAAAAAAUUGUUCUGGUUCUUCUAAUUGUCGUAAUCCUACAGCAGUUCCUAAGAGAACUGUUGCAUUAACAAAUCCAAAAGACGUUCCUUGUAGAAAAGGAACUCCGGGUUGUAAUCAGAGUACGCCACAACCAAAAACAGAAGAAGGUAAAUCUCAACCAAGAGCUGAUGCGGAAACCUCUAAAAUAAUAGGUUUAGAAGGAUCAGCAUCCGUAAAACAAGGUCAAGAACACGGCGAUGGGGGAAAAUCAAGAUCAGCAAAUUUACAAGAUAAACCAGGAACAACAGCACCUCAUAGUCAUGUUGGAACCCAUGCUGAGGCCCCUCAACAAUUAGAUAACAAACAUAAUUCUCCCUCGGAAGGAGCCACUCAGCUUCAAGCAUUAUCCCAAGCAGCUCCUUCCACAGAUAGAGGUCUUGGUGAUACAUCAAAUGAUCCGUCUGACCAACUUAAUUCUCAAGGGGAUUCUGAGGUGAAUUGUACUCCUCAAGGAACUAAUUUAGAUCCAAAAUGUACAGAAAGAAAUGCAUCUAGUAUUAAAAAUUUAGAUGAUAAUCUCCAAGUUGAGCAAACUACUGUUGAUGGAAUCGCCGGAAGGCAAGAUGGUUUUCUAGAUGUUACCACUUCUGAAAAUCCCGAUGGUAGAUCUAACAGUGAUAAAAUUGGUGGUGAUGAAAAAGCUAGUGUUGUAGGUAAUCAUGGUGGUGUUCGUGACGACAUAGCUCCUGUUACUUUACCUGUUUCUAAUGAAUGUCAUAAUAGUGGUAUUACCCCUUGUGAAAAUGGUGGUAGCAAACAUUCUGGUGAUCACAAUAAUAAAAGUGAAGCUUCUGCUGAGGUAGCUUCAAGCAGAUCUCAUACUGAUACUCAUACUGAGAAUACAUCCGACUCUCAUACUUCUAGUGGAUCCACUGGUGCUGGUAAUGACGUGUGCCAUUUUUUUCUAAUGAACAAUGACUAUAAAUUUUAUUGUUCAAAACUCAUCGGAUCUUUAAAUUAG
This is a messenger RNA of Plasmodium vivax (malaria parasite P. vivax), 1272 nucleotides long. Its product is annotated as variable surface protein Vir18, putative. NCBI's taxonomy places the organism in Eukaryota, Apicomplexa, Aconoidasida, Haemosporida, Plasmodiidae. The coding region runs from base 1 to 1272 and encodes 423 amino acids. The transcript has a single exon. The record is from RefSeq and is a predicted model, not a curated record.